Molecule: messenger RNA, 496 nt
Organism: Cetraspora pellucida
Lineage: Eukaryota; Fungi; Glomeromycota; Glomeromycetes; Diversisporales; Gigasporaceae
Source: the annotation of a GenBank genome assembly
UUUAAAGACACAUUCAAUUUUUAUUUCAAAUGCACUUAAUGCAACACCUGUAUGGAAACAAAUUGCAAUUAUUUUUAAAGGCAUUAUUAGAUUUGAAGAAAGACUAAAUUUUAUGGCUACAAGUAUUACAAAUAGUAAUGAUGGGUCUCAUAUAUCUAUUUACCUACCUUCAGAGAACAGUGCACAUUAUGUUAAUCAUAAAAAUUUUCAUUCUAUUAAUCUUCUUGCAGUUGUUGACUACAAAAGACAUUUCACAUAUUUACAUGCCAGAAAAGCAGGUGAUUUAUAUUCUUUAAAAGAUGAUGAGUUAGAUAAUAGCGCAAAUAGUGACAAUGAAUCUGUACUAGUAAUAAAUGAAACAAGAGAAGAAACAGUAAGCAUUCAAAAAAAGACUGGUAUCAAAGCUUCAGAAACUAAGGGUUUAGAUGCUAAAAAUUUAGGAAUCAAAGGCUUAGAAGCCAACAUUCUAGAGGCCAAUGUUUUAGCAAUUGAAUAA